AGCUGGUCCAUCCUAACUUGAAUGGCCAGCUCCCUCUCAUACCCUUCUCCGCUCAUACCUCCCCAGCAACACGAUGGCUGUGCGCGCGUCCGAGUGCUGCAGCGACUCUCCCAUAACUUCGACCGUGCUAGGACCGAUGUGGCUAUCGGCCACCGUCUCCUAUCGUAUCCCGACCCCUCCUCGGCUCUCGCCUUCUUCCUCUCCCUCCCCUACAUCCCCACCACUCCCUUCCCCUACAACGCACUGCUCCGCACUCUCUACCGCUCUCGCGCCCACCACGAUGUCCUCUCCGCCUAUGCCCUCUUGCGCUCCCGCUCCGUCACCUGCGACCGCUUCUCACUCCCCCUCGCCCUCCGCUCCGCCUCCGCCCUCACCUACAUCCCUGUUGGCCUUGACGCUCACUCCCUUGCCAUCAAGACCUGCCUUUCUUCCUCCCUCUCCAUCGUCACUGCCCUCGUCGACUUCUACUGCUCCUGUGGCCUUCCAUUCUAUGCUCGUCAGCUCUUCAACCGCGCUCACCCUCGCGACGUCGUUCUCUGGAACACCAUGAUCACUGGACUAGUCAAAUGCGGUCAGUUUCAUGACGCCCAGGACUUGUUCGACCAAAUGCCUGAGAGGAACAUCUCCUCUUGGAACACCUUGAUUGAUAUGCACUGUAAGAUGGGCAAUAUUGAUCGCGCGAGGAUUUUGUUUGAUGAAAUGCCUGAAAGAGAUGUUAUCUCAUGGAACACGAUGAUUUCCGGGUAUGCAAAGAUGAGUGACUGUGAUGCUGCUAGAGAGCUGUUUGAUGUAAUGCCGAGUAGGGAUUCAGUUUCAUGGAAUGCCAUGAUCACUAGUUGUGUGCACAGCCGCCGGUUUCAUGAGGCGCUGAGUUUGUUCAGAAUGAUGCAGAGUGAGGGUGCCCGGGCUGAUGGGAUGACUGUUGUUGCUCUGCUACUGGCUUGCACUCAUUUGGGCGCAUUGGAUUUGGGCAAGUGGAUGCACAGAUACAUAAGAAGGUACAAAAUCAAGAUGGAUGUGUUUGUCACCACGGCACUUAUCAACAUGUAUGGGAAAUGCGGUAGCAUUGAUGAUGCUCACAAGGUGUUUGAUCUUUCGACAAACAAAGAUGUGUUCUUGUGUGCCACAAUGAUUGAGGUAUCAGCCAUGUAUGGAAGAGUCGAGGAAGUAUUCGAAGUCUUUGAUUCCAUGAGAAGUGCGGGUAUUAAGCCAAAUGAUGUGACCUUCGUCGGUCUUUUGAAAGCUUGUGCUCAUGUAGGGCUAGUUGAGACAGGGAUGAAGUAUUUUGAUAUCAUGAUGAGAGAUUUUGGAUUAACACCGAAAAUGGAGCAUUAUGGUUGCAUGGUUGAUUUGUUUGGUAAGGCAGGGCGUUUGGAUGAGGCUUUUGAACUGAUUCGGAGCAUGCCAAUGGAGCCUUCUCCUGUGGUUUGGUCUACUUUGCUUAGUGCUUGCAAUAUUCAUAGUAAUGUGAGCCUAGCCGAAGAGGUGGCGUGUCAUCUUAUAGAGUUGGAGCCAGAAAACUGUGCAAACUAUAUACUUCUAGCCAACAUAUAUUCAAAGGCUAACAAGUGGGAUAAAGCUGCAAAGACAAGAACGUUGAUGAAGGAGAAGGGUGUUGUGAAGACACCAGGAUGUAGUUUGAUUGAGGUGAACAACAGAGUUCAUGAAUUCUUCGCUGGUGAUAGAGAUCAUCCCCGUGGAGAAGAGAUAUACGAGAUGCUGAACAACAUGGCUGUGAAGUUGAAAAGAUUAGGUUAUGAACCAUGCAUGUUUUCAGCACUGCAUGAUGUUGAUCGCGAAGGGAAAGAACAAGCUCUUUUGCAUCAUAGUGAGAAGCUAGCUCUCGCGUUUGGUCUUAUAACAACUGAAAAAGGAUCUGCGGUCAGGAUAGUGAAAAAUCUAAGGGUUUGUGAUGACUGCCAUCUAUUCUUGAAGCUUGCUUCCAAGUGCUAUGGUAGGAAGAUCAUCUUGAGGGAUUACCAUAGAUUUCACCAUUUCAGUGAUGGUUCUUGUUCAUGCUCCGAUUAUUGGUGAACCAUUUGACAUCAUUUUCACCAUGAAAAUCCCAA
Molecule: messenger RNA, 2069 nt
Organism: Dioscorea cayenensis subsp. rotundata (Guinea yam)
Lineage: Eukaryota; Viridiplantae; Streptophyta; Magnoliopsida; Dioscoreales; Dioscoreaceae
Product: pentatricopeptide repeat-containing protein At3g62890-like
Exons: 1
Coding region: 22-2034 (670 amino acids)
Biological process (GO): RNA modification
Molecular function (GO): zinc ion binding; protein binding; RNA binding
Source: RefSeq, a predicted model, not a curated record